CAAGAUUUUAAUUUCUUAUAUCCUGACAAGCAAAACAAUCUUGUAGAAAACUUUCCAUUGCAUAAAAGUAAAAUACUUGAACUUGGAAGAAUCCAGUCUAAUAAUUUGAAAGAUAAAUCUUUGAAGAGUAUUAUAGAUGAAUACUUAAACUUAACACCAGAAAAUGAUGAAGCAUCAACUUUGUCUGCAUUUUUGAUAUUGUCUUUCUUAUUUUCUCCAAUUACAACAAAAAGGAAGAGAGGAAAAACUGCUUGGAGGCCUUCAAAGAUUGAAAUGAAAGAUGGAUUCAUCACACACAUAAAGUCCCACACCGAACUCCAAGAUACAGUGACUAGGAGAAAAGAAAAAUAUGCUCAAUUAGGAGCUACUCUACAGCCUCUCAUAAUUAUUGUUGGACCAAAUUGCAACAGCAUUUCGCAGUAUUUUGUUCUGGUAGAUGACACAUUUUAUGUUUUAAAUUCUAUUUUAUCUUCAGUAGAUUGUUGUUUCAAAAUAAUACAUGCGUUAAAUCUGCAGUAUCCUGUCGAAAGUUUACCAAUCUGGUCAUUCGUUCAAAAAGGUUUUUAUAAAAUUAAAACUCCUUGGGACACAGAGUAUGUGUGCGUAAAUUCCUUGUUAAGUGAUUUGGGAAUUUAAACAUUAAUU
Molecule: messenger RNA, 645 nt
Organism: Acyrthosiphon pisum (pea aphid)
Lineage: Eukaryota; Metazoa; Arthropoda; Insecta; Hemiptera; Aphididae
Exons: 2
Coding region: 274-636 (120 amino acids)
Source: RefSeq, a predicted model, not a curated record